GUGCGCCUCACCGGUAGCGCGCGCAGUUGUGUUUCGCCACUCGAAAAGAAGGUUAUUGUUGCAAUGAGACGGGCAUCGGACUAUCGAUAAAGUGUGUUUGUAUGUCGUUUUCGUCGAUAAUAAGUGUUGUGUUUACUUUCACCCGUGCGAAUGUCUCAAUCCUUACCUUUUUGUUUGUUUCUUUUAAUCACUGCCGCAUGGGACGGCGCUUACGUUUCAGUUAACCUUUUAUUUUGAAACGAUGGAACGUUGUUCUUAUGGUUUUUACACCAAAAGAUCGGAGAUACUAGACAACAUCCAAAAGAAGAAAGAUCAAGAUAAGGAACAGAUCCAAAGUGCGGGGUUCCAGCAGGCGUCAAAAGGCGAGAAGGCCGGAGGCGGGCCAGAGAAUGCGAGCCCCGCAGUGACGCAGCAUGUCCCGGCGCAGCUGCUGUCCCCGCCCCCCGCGCCCGCGCACCAGCUCCAGCCCGCCGACAAGGACAAGACCAUCAAAGUAGCCAACUCCACCACAAUCACACUCAUCGAGAACGGCUCUCUCAAUGCUGACAAAGACAAAGACGCUAACUACCCUAAAAACUAUUUCACUUUAGAGCCAAAGAAUGAUAAAAAAGAUGACAGCAACAAAAAUAGUAUAACUAUAACUAGGACAGUGCCCAAACAGUCGCCCAGUCAGGACAAGUCAAAGGGGCAACAGAAGCCAAACAAGAGGCCAUUGCAGUGUUUGGAAACACUCGCUGAAAAGGCAGGAAUCACUUUCGAGGACAAAUACGAAGCUGCAAACACUCUAUUAGCAUUGGAUAAACAGAACAAUACCUUUCGAAGGCCCCAAGAAUUAAAACAGCCUAAAACAGAGCCGGACAAUCUUGUUCAAAACGAGGAGUAUAGAUAUAGGAAUCAGAAAGAAGAGGAUGAUAAAUUACAGAUCCAACAGCAAAUAAUUCAGCAACAACAACAGCAGCAACAGCAACUGCAGCAGCAACUACAGCAGCAGCAAUUGCAGCAGCAGUUGCAGCAACAACAACAGUUACAGCAGUUGCAGCAGCAGGCCUUGCAACGGCAGCACCAGGCCAUACAGCAGCAUAUUAAAAACCAGCAAGACCAACAAGAGCUAUUGCAGAAGCAGUUUCAACAUCAACAACAGCAGCAACAGCAGCAGCAGCAACAGCAACAACAGCAGCAGCAACAACAACAGCAACAGCAGCAACAACAGCAACAACAGCAGCAGCCGAAACAAGAGCUACAGCAAGUUACUCAACAGCAAGAUUUGCAACAGCAAAAGUUUUUGCAGGUGGUGAACAACCAGCCGGUGCACACGCAGCAGUUCAACGUGCCCGGCAUCGGCGAGAUCAACCUCAGCUUCCUCGCCUCCCCGCAGAGCAACGUUAAUCUGCUCUUCGACAAGAGCCAGAAGGCCGGCAUGAGCGGCGACAUCAAACAGCAACAACAAUUAGUAGACGGUCAAUCGCAAGUAGUCCAGCAGCAGAUGAGUAUGGCGCAGCACGAGCAGACGCAGCAGCAUCACCAGACGGUCACGGUCGUCUCCUCCAUGCCCAGCUCCCUAGCCGCCCACCAGGUCCAACAACAGCAGACGGCGGCGGGCAUGCAGCAGCAGACGAGCGCUGGCAUCUCUAGUAUGCCGCCGCUUCAGAGCUUACCCCCGAACACGCAGCACCCGCAGCAAAUCAGCGCGGAAUGGGGCCACAGCCGCGUGCAGGUGAUCCAGCAGCCGCUGCAGAACAGCACGUACCUGCAGCAGCUGUACAACGCGCAGGGCCCGCUGCUCAUGCCCGGCAACAUCCUGCACCCCGGCAUCAACUCGCAGCAGAUACAGGUGAUCGCCGCGGGAAAGCCGUUCCAGGGCAACCAGCUGGCUCCGCACAUGUUAACUGCGCAGGGCAAGCAAGUUCUGCAGGGGCAAGCCGUAAACUUUGCAGGUCUAACGACGUAUCAGGAACAAGCUCCGUUCCCAGGGUACACGACGAUCCCGGCCAUCCCCACCACGCAGAACCAGACGUUCGUGUUCAGCCCGCUGGGCGUGAUCAACUCGCAGCCCAGCCUGCUGCCCGCGCACUCGCAGCCCUCCGUCUCCGGCAUCUCGCACCAGCAGAAGACUAAUGAAAUGCACAAGGUGAUGAGCGGCGGCAAGGUGGCGGGCGGCAAGGGCGGCGGCGCGGUGGCGAGCGGCGCCGCCGCCAUGCCGGUGGCGGCGCAGUGCGUGCAGGUCUCGCAGCCCGUGCUCGGCGCACAGCAGCAGCAGGCGCAGAUCAUCAGCCCGCUGCAGAGCGGCGGCGGCACGAUGCAGUUCGCGCCGUGGCAGAUCUCGGGCGCGCUGCCGCAGGUGUGGGCCGGCGGGCUGCAGGCGGGCGUGCCCGCGGGCCCGCUGCUCGCCUCCAACCCCAUCUUCCUGCGCGGCGCGCAGCCCGACGCGCCCUCCAUGUUCAUACAGCACUCGCCGCAGAACACGCACACUCACAACAACGCGAGCGUGGCGUGCGCGACGGGCACGACGGCCAAGCCGCGCGCGUCCACCGAGGGCAUGGCCAAGGCGCCGCGGCCGCUCUCCACCAUCAUGCCGUCCGGCGCCAUCCGCCCCGCCUCCUCCGUCUCCACGCAGACCAACGCCAACCAGGCGCAGAACCAGGCAAAGCACCGGGGCAAGCCGGGAGUGCGGUCGCCGGCGCCGGCCGCCAAGCAGGACGCCGCCAACCAGACCAACAAGAUGCAGCACCAGAUGCAGCAGCCCAAGCAACAGGUUUUACUGAUGAAUUCGAGCGGGCAGAUGACGCAGAUAUCGAGUGUGCAAGACAAGCAACCCAUCACGAAGACCAUCCAGCAGCAAGCGAUCUUGCAGCAGCAGGCGUUGCAGCAGCAGCAACAGCAACAACAGCAGCAGCAGCAGCAGCAACAACAACAGCAACAGUUGUUGCAUCAGCAGCAAACUCAACAGAUGGUCCAGCAUUAUCAACAACAAGGGAUGACCCUCGGCAUGCAGCAAGGGUCGCUGCCGGUGGGGUCGGUGGCGCAGAGCCUGCCCAUGGCCGGCCUCCCGCAGACCAUAUCGAUGGUGCAGCAGAUACAUCCGGGCGUGCAGCUGAGCGGCAUGUCGCAGGCGGGCGCGCUCGUGGGCCAGCUCGGCGCGGCCCCGCAGGCGCAGGGCACGCUCGCGCAGGUCCAGGCGCUGCAGCAGCCGCAGACUCUCGUCGGCAGCGGGCUCGUCCAGACUUCAGUGGGGAUGGCCGUACAGCAACAAGCCGCUUUGAACCAUUCCACUGCGAUGCAAACGGUGGGCGGCGGGCUGAGCUCGCCGCAGCUGACGCUGGGCGGCGGCGUGGGGCUGCUGGCGGCACCGGUGCCGGGCGGCGUGCUGCCGCUGCCGCAGCCCGGCGCGCUGGUGCACGUCAAGAGCGAGGACGACAAGAGCGCGCCGCAGUCGCAGACGCCGGUGCAGCAGAUAGCCCCGCAGCCGAUGGCCACGGAGCCGACGGGCGAGCCGGCCGGGACUCCCUUCCCCGCGCCCGCGCCGCCCGCCCCGCCCGCCUCCGCCGCCGACACUCCGCCCACGCCAACCGCCACCGUCGGUCCGGCUAAUGGCGAGUCAAAGUCAACCGAAACCAAGCAGGACCCCGAGGCGGCGGCCGCAGCGCCCGCUCCCGCGCCUGCGCCCGCGCCCACUGCCGCUUCCGCCUCCGCACCCGCCCCUCCGCCUGCGCCCGUGCCCAGCAGCGCGCAGCACACCACACCUUCGGCGUCGCAGGUGGUGACGACGGUGGCGCCCAGCGCGCCGGCCACCACCACGGCCGCCGUCACCACGCCCGUGUCCUCGGGCGCGCCGCUCUUCAAGAGCACGCAGUGCGCGCCGCGCCACAUCAGCCAGCCAGACAAAGGGCUACCAAAAGCGAUGGUGAAGCCGAACAUCCUGACGCACGUGAUCGAGGGCUACGUGAUCCAGGAGGCGGGCGAGCCGUUUGCCAAUAAUGUUUUCAACCCCAAGGUGAACCGGCCGCUGCGCGAAUGGGCGGCCGACAAGGACGACAAGGAAAACAAGCAGCCUUCGAGCGACGAGCCCCCGCGCAAGCAGAUCAUCCGACUGCUGCCUGACCAAGAGAAUUAUACAGUAGUUCUCGCCGGGCUCAAACGCAAAAAGCAAAUGUUGGAAAGUGGCAGUAGUGGGCAUCAUCAUCUACCCCGCAUCAGCUCGAGCCAGGAGAACGACCGCGAGAGCAGCGCCAGUGCACGGGCGGCGGCGGGCGCGCGGGCGGCGGCGGGCGCGGGCGCGGCGGCGGGCGCGGGCGCGGCCGCCGCCGUCAAGACCGAGAGCGCCGCCAGCGCCGAGCCCGCGCAGCCGGCUGACGACGCCGCCACCAAGCCGCAACUCCCCAAUGUCAACAAGUGGACGGUGGCGGAGGUGUGCGAGUUCAUCCGCAGCAUCCCCGGGUGCGCGGGGUACGCGGACGAGUUCCUGAUGCAGGAGGUGGACGGCGAGGCGCUGCUGCUGAUCCGCGCCGAGCACCUCGUGAUGGCGCUCUCCAUGCGGCUCGGGCCCGCGCUCAAGAUCGUCGCCAGCAUCGACGCGCUGCGCCCCGACUCCGACCAGACGCAGCACGACCACGACUGAGAAUUGCUUUAAGUCCAUCCAGAGUGGGCAUCAAUAGAGUUAAGUACUACAGAAGUUUAGUGAUGUGUUCAUAGUUAAUUGUCCCAAGAAACGAAUUGUGUAAAGUCAUGUGUAUAUAGUUUAGUUUAAUGUUUCAAUUCAUAUACUGAAAAACCAUUGGUAAUACUCAUGUUAAUAGUAGUUGAAGUAUUUUAUAAGGUAUGUUGUAGUAACUUACUUAUUGUAAGUUUGUAUUUAUGUUAUUAAUUGAAUGUUAUGAAAUAUAUAUUUUUAAAUGAAUCUAAUGGACGUAAUAUUAUUAGCACAUAUUAUUUAAUCUAAAAUACCAUUAACCACUCAAGCUUUGUUUUUCAAACGUAUUCGCAGUGUGAAUAUUGAAUAAAAACAAGUAACUCGUUGUGUUUGUGAGUUAAGUAUCCUUAGGUCGAAACGUGUUGCAGGCUCCGCCUGGCCCGCGGCAGGGGCCCGCUCGGCCUCGGCCUCGGCCGCGAGUACUCGAGGACGAGUUGUCGAAAGUUCCGCCUAUUUAGUGUUAAGCGUCACACGCGUAAUAGUUUACGUUAUUCGAUGAUUCUAUCUUAUUGGGGAGCGUGUCCUUCCGCCGGCGCAGCGUCACCGCCGUCCACUUGAUGUCAUCGUGACCAUUACUCGUGUGAACAUCACCCAUUGUUCAAAAGUCUUGAGAGCAUUAUUCAACUUCGGCGUUCUCAUAACUAUAAAAGAAUAAUAAUAACUUUGAUUCAGAAGAAACAACAUCCAUUCAUUUCUGCAAUUAUUAUGAAUUACGGAUGGGUAGCGUAGGCUCACACCUGCCACAGUGAUCCACACAGUUUUUGAUAUCCAUUCAGUUUAUGAUAAUGAAUGAUGUAACUGCAAGUUCCUUGUAUUUAAAAAUGUAAAGAUUUUUGAUUUUUGACUAAUAUUAUUGAAAGAGGUAGUCAUUGAACUACAAUUUCAUGCCAUGUGUCAAAAAUCCUUACGAUUAGCCGAAAUGGAAUAAUAAAUAUCUCAAAUGUGUAAAGUACAUAACUGAAUUACGUAUCGAUGAGGAAAUAAAUACCAUUCACUCGUGUCAGUGUCACAAGUAAUAAAACACAUGGUUUAUAUAUUGGUCGAGUCGACAAGGUAAUCUCCUCGGCUCGCACAUAGCUCGGUAGGAGAGUAGAGGUGAAUGAUAAAGCACACCGUUCAUAGAGUACUUACUGCAAAAAAUGUAGUGAAUGCACGAAUGAAUCAAUGUCUGAAUGUUAUUUGGGCGUUUUCAAAAAUAAAUAUCGAAAACCCGAUUCUCAUAGAUCCCGGGGUUUGUGGAUCUUUCAACUCAGAAUCACUAGCAUAUUCGAUUAUGAUGAUAAAAUAAAAUGUCCCAAAAAUUUGUAUGAAAAUUGUACAUUCCACUACGUCACGCACAUACAAACAUUUUUUCAUACUAAAACGUGACGUAAUGGAAUGGACAUUUUGGGACAUCUUUUUUUAAUGGUGGGAUGGAGAAUGCUGUCGAUUCUGAGUAGAAUGAGCCCAAGAACGUCCAGAUGUGAAAGAAUCAGGUUUUCAAUAUUUAUUUUUGAAAACGCCCUUUAAGUGCAGAAACUUUGUGUUCAAUUUUACUAUUGGCUUUUGAAAUUAUCGAUACGAAGAAACAACAGUAAUUGCAAGAUCCUGUUGUCGCCUAUUGACAUACUGUUGUGCGCGCGACCUCAACUCUGGUGCCGACGACUGAUCUAACAUACUGAUACGUCUGCGUUGUAUUUAUUCACUAGUGAUUUUAAAUAGUACUAAUUCAAAUAAUAAUAUUAAUAACGUAGAUCUAAUAAUCAAUAUUUCUGACAAAUACCUAUUUUAGAAUUUUAUUUAAUGUAGUUAGAACAUAUUUCUAAUUGUGUAAUUUUUGGUGUCCUCUUAACGGAGAAGCAAUAUGAGUUUUACCAAUGGUUUUCUAAUUGUAUACUAAAACUUAAUGCUAGAAUUUAUUUGAUAAAUAAUUGUUAUUAAUCUAGAAUACGGCUUAAGUUUUCUUAUUGCAAGUGCAAUAAUAUUGGAAUAGUUUAUAAUUGUAAAAGAUAACUCAAUGUCAUCUUAUGAAUAGUACUAUUAAAAAGAUACAGUGUGGAAAGAUAAGUCAGGCCCUGGAGGGAAACUACCUUAAAUCCUUAAGCUGGCUCAUUUUACUUAAACGAGACAUUCCUUUAUUUUUAAAAAGAAUCAAAACUGCUUUUAAAGAUUUAAAAAAAUCGCUUGUCUCGACCAGGAAUCGAACCGAGUAAAACUUCUAAAAAAUAAACACUCGUUUUUUCUACUAGUCGAUACAGUUAAUGUUAAUGAUAACAUUUCUCCAAGAAACAUUAGGUCUUACACCCGUCUGUCGCACAAAAUAUCCAUAAAAUCCAAUACAUAUUUAGUACUCAAGAAUAUUUUUAGACAAGCGAAAUUGAAGAAAAAACGAAAAAUCUUUGAAUGCAGUUUUGUUUCUUUUUAAUAAUAAAGGAAUGUCUCCUUUAAGUAAAAUGAGCCAACUGAAGGAUUUAAGGUAGUUUCCCUCCAGGGCCCGACUUAUCUUUCCACACUGUAUAAUUUAACAUCUUCCUAAAAUUCGACUUAUUAUUAUGGUGCUAUAUAAUUUUGAGUUUGUGUGAUAGUUCUAUAUGUAUACCCGCGGCAAAGAUAAUUUAGACUAGAGGAAUAUUGUCGAAGUAAAUUAUGUAAUCAAUACAUUUACUCGAGAGUAGGCCAAAGGUAUCGCUCGAAUAGAUGGCACCAUAUCUUUGGCCUAUCCUCCACUAGAUGGCCAUACUUUUUGACAUUUAACAUAGUCAUUUCAGUGAAAAAAUAAGGAUCAAAAUCAAAUGGCGUUCUAAAAGUGUUAAUCAUUUGUGUUGAAAGAUGGCAGUAAAUGUACUGACUACAUAAUUUACUUUGGCAAUAUUCCUCUAUUUCGGAUUCUGUUUGCCCGCGACAAGUGGCCGCGCCCCGCGGCCCGC
Molecule: messenger RNA, 7593 nt
Organism: Cydia fagiglandana
Lineage: Eukaryota; Metazoa; Arthropoda; Insecta; Lepidoptera; Tortricidae
Gene: PH
Product: polyhomeotic-proximal chromatin protein-like
Exons: 30
Coding region: 242-4615 (1457 amino acids)
Biological process (GO): negative regulation of DNA-templated transcription
Cellular component (GO): PRC1 complex; nucleus
Molecular function (GO): histone binding; chromatin binding
Source: RefSeq, a predicted model, not a curated record